AAAGAAGUAAAGGAGCUAACAAAAUCAACCUAGUCGCCUCUCCUCCUCCUUCACUCUCUUAUCUGCAUCCACCAGUUAAGUCAGGUAGCGAACAAAAUCUGAAGGGCUCGGGAGGAAAUCCAAGUCGCGAGCAUCGUCGUUUGAUCCCUUCAUCAACUUUUUCACAAUCUACUAAUACAGAAGGGACACAACGAACUGAAACGACACUCUUCUUAGGCGGCAAACUUGGUUCUCUUUCGCUACUGCUAGGUGGACGCCUGAUUGCUGAACUUGAAUCGUCUUCCUCCGAAUAUUGCUGCUUUCCCUUCGUUCUCCAGGUGGGCGCCUGAUUGCCAAAACUUGAACUGUAUUCCCUUG
Molecule: messenger RNA, 357 nt
Organism: Nicotiana tabacum (common tobacco)
Lineage: Eukaryota; Viridiplantae; Streptophyta; Magnoliopsida; Solanales; Solanaceae
Source: RefSeq, a predicted model, not a curated record